UUAUUAACAACACUAAUAACAGCUUUACUCACAAGGAUAGCACACCGGGGGAGGGAAAUUAUUUCUUUACAUAUUGUGUGUGGCAGCUCUAAUGUUCAAUGAAAGGUAAAUGACCUUUUUUUCUUGUUUUUAAAAACAUUGAUGUGAGAAGAGAACAGAGUGUGACAACACAGGCUUCACUGACCAAGAAGACACUAAAUUGUUGAUUAUGAAAUCAGCACAAUCAUGGAAUGUUCUGCAUCAGUUGCUUUGUUUUGCACUUUAAUAUCAGUGCAUCCAUGUGUCUCUGGAUUUUGAUGUGUAAAUCUUUCUCACUUGGACAUGAUAAUUAUUUUGGAGCAUCAAAUCAUGGAUAAGUCAAUCCGUAAUACAUCCAAUGGAAAACCUACCAUUCCACCAAAACCAAACCUUAAUGCUUCACACCAGUCGAGCCACUUUGGUCCCUCUAGCAGAGUGGCUCACGCUGUGUGUAACUUUGAACAAGGAAUGGCCAAGCAAACGGCAGUAAACAACAGUACAGCGAAAAGAUACUCUGAACAUAUGAGCCAAGAUGGAAGGUCUGAGGUAGUUGGAACUAGAUUGUCAUGUCCACCCAGGGCAAAGGACCAAGCAGAGGAUAUAUCUUCAUUUUCAAGACUUGGGAAAAGUGGACAGAUGCUGGGGGAAACAAAUCUUCAACUGGCAGUAGAUGAUGUGGAUGUUGGUCGUUCAGCUCCUGAUGGCAGUGAGGUAAAUAUUGUGAGUGGCACCAUAGAGAAUCAUCAGGGCUCAACUGUGCCACCUACCCACUCAGAGGAGAAACACUGUCAUUGCCUCUGCCAUCUUCAAAGGCCUGGUAUGAAACUUGUCUGGGUACCUCUACACGAGGAGAAAAAUGACGUGGAUACUGCAAUUGAAAAGAAUCACAAACAUCGAAAUAGAGGAGGUCAGAGAAAUGAGCAUGUUUUACACCUAACCAGCAAUGAAGCCAGUUGGCCACCGAACAGCCCGUCUAUCAAUUCAAAACCCGAAGCGUUGCCUCCAUGUAUAAAUUGCCAAAGCUUUCUGCUUCACCACAGCCCUCACAAAUUAGCAGGAAAUGGAUUUGCAUAUGCUAAUGAGUCAUUUCAAAGCCAUUCAAAACCCCCUUUACCACCAAAGACUUAUCAGUCAUCUGAGUAUCAAAAUACCAAACAAUAUGCACAGCUGGAGCACACCGAUGCUCAUAUAUAUUUGGAUAUUUUGCCAUCAAAUGACAAUAAAGUUACCCCUCCAGCUGUCCCCCCUCGACCUCCCCCACGACUUCCUCUACAUCCUCAAAAGACAAAGAUACGGUCUUCUCACCCAGCGCUGGCAUGUGUAGUCUCUCUUCGAGGCGGCGGUCCACCAAUCAGACACACCAGCAGCUGUGAGAAUGGAAGAUCGUCUCGUCCCAUAUCUAUGCCAAACCCAUCAGGUAAGAGCUAUGAAAAUGGUGAUUUUGAAGACUGGGAGUCUGUUGACACGGAAGCGCUGUGUGACAAAACAGGAAGCCCACGGAGAAUCUCCAGUGACUGGGAGCCAAACAGUGACUAUGAACCUCUAUAUCAGAUCUACCAGGCAAAGGUCUUGAAUGAAGCAAGUCAGAUCCAGUCUGAUAGUCCUGAUUGCAACAGGAGGAGUGUUAGUGAAACCCUGGGUCUUGAGGGUCCCGGAGGGCUUGGGGUGGUUGGCACCCGAUUCAAGAGAGGCCCUGAAGAGAUUACACUUUGGCAGGAUUUACCAGUGGUGAAGGAAAGUGGAGUGUUACAUAAACUCACUCGCACUGAAAAACAGAGACAAGAGAGCAUGUUUGAGGUGCUCACCUCUGAAGCCUCAUACCUGCGCUCCCUCCGUGUUCUGAAGGAUCAUUUCUUGGGGUCACGGGAACUCAAUGAGACUAUGGUCAUUCAUGAUAGGAGGGCCCUCUUCUCCAACCUCUUGCAGGUCUAUGAAGUCAGCGAGAAGUUUAUAGGGGAUCUGCUGAAGCGAGUAGAUGAGAGUGUGGUGAUAUCUGAUGUGUGUGACAUCAUUUAUGAGCACUCAGAGAACCAUUUCUCAGUCUUUAUUGAUUAUGUCCGAAAUCAGCAGUACCAAGAGAAAACCUACAGCAGACUGAUGGAGAGUAACAGAGAUUUUUCUCUUGUGAUGAGGCGGCUAGAGUCAUCUCCACUCUGUAAACGUCUGCCCUUCACAUCCUUUAUGCUUCUGCCUUUCCAGCGAAUCACCCGCAUCAAAAUCCUUAUACAGAAUAUUCAAAAGCGGACUGCAAAGGGCACUAAAGAGGAGGAAACAGCUUCCAAGGCCCUGGCUUCAGUCUCCAAGCUAAUCACACAGGCAAACACACAGGUGGGGCAGAUGAAACAGAUGGAGGAGCUCAUUCAGAUCUCUAACAAGCUGGAGUUUGACAAGCUCAAGGCAAUUCCAAUUGUUUCUAAAACACGCUGUCUAGAAAAACAGGGAGAACUACAAGAGUUAUGUAAAAGAGGGUCUCUCUUCAGCAUCCGCAAAAAAUGUACCCCUGUGUACAUGUUCCUCUUCAAUGACCUUCUCAUUCUCACCACAAAGAAAAGUGGCUGUCCAGACCGCUUUGUGGUGAUUGAUCAUGCGCAUCGGUCUCUGGUUCAGGUACAAGCCACAGAAAACAAUCUUGGGCCACACUUGGAUCACUGUUUCUGUUUGACCCUCCUGGAAAACCAUCGGGGGAACACCUGUGAACACUUGCUCAAGGCUAAUACAGAGUCAGACAUGCAUAGGUGGAUGGCUGCUUUCCCAUCGAUUAAAGCAGCCCUCGGGGAGGAGAAGAUUUAUGAGGACUGGGACUGUCCUCAAGUGCAGUGUGUCAGUCAGUAUGUAGCAACACAGGCAGAUGAGCUAAGCCUGGAGCCAUCUGAUGUCAUCAAUGUGCUGCGCAAAACCAGUGAAGGUUGGUAUGAAGGCAUGCGUCCCUCUGAUGGAAAGAAAGGCUGGUUUCCAGCAGAGAAUACAUCAGAAGUAACCACUGAUCACCAGAGAAGGCGGAACGUGAGGGAGAAGUACCAAAUCGCACAAGCAACCAGUCAAAACACUCCAGUUUGACGCCUAUAUACUAGCUGCCCAUCUCAUUCACCCUCCUCAAUAGCUUCCUGUCACUCACAAACGCAAAGACAGUAUGAAGUUGUCUGGCACAAACACUUAUUACCUAUCGAAGAAGGAAGCUUGGGCUAAUUAUUAUCAUUAUAUUUAGAAUAUGAAGAACAUCAAAAAGUUUUUAAAAAAUGUUCAAAAGGAAGCCUGGAUUGUAAAUAAUAAAUUUAAAAUGAAUAAAUUGUAAAUUUUAUUAGAUCUGCUGUUGUCAUAAGGUGACAAACAGGACGAGCCCCUUCCAUUGUGCUGUCAGGCUCCACCUUCAGCUCCAAUAGUGCAGGCAAGUUUUAUUGCUACAUUUAUUUAAAAAACAAAACACAAUUAGUUUUUUUUUUUUUUCACAGGUGACCCAAUAAAUUCACAGGUGACCCAAUAAAAUGUUUACUAAUA
Cyprinus carpio (common carp) is the source of this 3513-nucleotide messenger RNA. RefSeq names its product rho guanine nucleotide exchange factor 15-like. NCBI's taxonomy places the organism in Eukaryota, Metazoa, Chordata, Actinopteri, Cypriniformes, Cyprinidae. Gene Ontology annotation, molecular function: protein binding; guanyl-nucleotide exchange factor activity. Gene Ontology annotation, biological process: activation of GTPase activity. The record is from RefSeq and is a predicted model, not a curated record.